Salvelinus fontinalis (brook trout) is the source of this 4495-nucleotide messenger RNA. Its product is annotated as zinc finger protein OZF-like. The transcript is spliced from 2 exons. NCBI's taxonomy places the organism in Eukaryota, Metazoa, Chordata, Actinopteri, Salmoniformes, Salmonidae. The coding region runs from base 1099 to 2775 and encodes 558 amino acids. The record is from RefSeq and is a predicted model, not a curated record.
UUUCUUUGUACAGAAUUAGACAGACAUGGACCUUAAAUGUUUGUUUGCGGACCGCCAUGAUACCAUAGGAGGUCUGCAUCAACGGACUUCAGUGCAGGUAGUGCCUCAUCAGAGAGAGAACAUUUCAGUUGCUCUACAGUUUUGAAGCUGAAUGUAAUGAUUAUCAGUCCUUUACAUGUGUACUAAUAUUCAGACACAUUCAGUUGUUUCUAUAUUUAUCUAUAUUUCAGGGUUUGCACAAGGUGCUACAAGUAAAUAAAUAUUAGUGCUUGAAAAAGUACUCACCGGUAAGUCCUUGAAUUUGACUUGCCACUGUACGAACCCUGAUAAUUCUUACUAUGGUGUGAGUGUAACGAAUGUGAAAUGGCUAGCUAGUUAGCGGGUACGCGCUAAUAGCAUUUCAAUCGGUUACGUCACUUGCUCUGAGACCUGAAGUAGGGUUUUCUCCUUGCUCUGCAAGGGCUGCGGCUUUUGUGGAGCGAUGGGUGGGUGACUUCGUGGGUGACUCAUGCUUCGUGGGUGACUGUUGUUGAUGUGUGCAGAGGGUCCCUGGUUCGCGCCCGAGGUCGGGGCGAGGGGACGUACUAAAGUUAUACUGUUACAUGAAUGGGAAAUAAAAUUGUUUUUUGUGAGUGAAAUAAUACAGUGAAGACAAGGGUAUUCAUAAAAAUGUUUACAUAGUACUGCCUACAACAUACUGCAAUUUUGUACUAAAUGGUUUUUGAGUCAUUUAUGCAUUUAUGUGAAUUUAGGAAAUCUACUAUAGAUUAAGUGCUCUUAUGUUAUGCAAUUUAAAAUGUGUACUUUGUGUCUAAUGUGAAUGAAUGUUUUGUCAAGGAUUAGCUACCUGAUUUACUGAAAUGAGAUAAUUGAACAAGAAAAAAGAGAAAAUAUUUUUACAGAAUAAAGUGCCAGAACUGUCAAGAAAAUAACUUUUGUGUCCGUUUGUCUUUAUUACUACAGGCUGACUCAGAUUAAGUCUGAGGCCGGUAACAUCAACAGUGAGGACAAACCCAUCCUGCCACUCUCCUUCCACACCUACAGUCACUGGGUCCUGAUUGUGACAGUGGAGCCAAGUUUGCACUGCAGGAUCCAGAGAUGGCAUCAGUGAAGCUGGAGGACUGCAGUCAAACACUGGAGCUGAAUGUCAACAUUAAAGAUGAGAAAGAAGAGGAGGAGAAGAUUAGGACAACUGUUAGUCAUGGAUACCAUGUUGAGACAUUCUCUACAUCCAGAGAUCAACAGCAGGAAGAUCAGAGAGAUAAGAAGUCUCAUCACUGCCCACAUUGUGAAGAGAUUUUCCCAUUUCUAUCAAAGCUAAAAAUACACCUAAAAAUACACACCGGAGAGAAGCCUUACUCCUGCUCUGACUGUGGAAAAUGUUUCAAAACAUCAACUCAGCUAAAACUUCAUCAGAGAACACACACAGGAGAGAAGCCUUAUUACUGCUCUGACUGUGGAAAACGUUUUAAAACAUCAACUCAGCUAAAAGUUCAUCAGAGAACACACACAGGAGAGAAGCCUUAUUACUGCUCUGACUGUGGGGCAAGUUUCUCUCAUCUGGGCACCUUACAAGCACACCAACGUAUACACACAGGAGAGAAGCCUUAUUACUGUUCUGACUGUGGAACUAGUUUCUCUCAAUUUUCCCACUUAAAAACACAUGAACGUGUACAUACAGGAGAGAAACCUUACGUCUGCUCUGAAUGUGGAAAAUGCUUCACAACAUCAAGUGAUCUAAAAGUUCAUCAGAGAACACACACAGGAGCGAAGCCUUAUUCUUGCUCUGACUGUGGAAAAUGUUUUAAAACAUCAAAUGUACUGAAAGUUCAUCAGAGAACACACACGGGAGAGAAGCCUUACGUCUGCUCUGACUGUGGAAAGAGUUUCUCCCAAUUUUAUACCUUAAAAACACAUGAACGUAUACAUACAGGAGAGAAGCCUUACUCCUGCUCUGACUGUGUAAAAUAUUUCAAAACGUCAACUGAGCUAAAAGUUCAUCAGAGAACACACACAGGAGAGAAGCCGUAUUACUGCUCUGACUGUGGAAAAUGUUUAAAAACAUUAAAUGAGCUAAAAGUUCAUCAGAGAACACACACAGGAGAGAAGCCUUACGUCUGCUUUGACUGUGGAACUAGUUUUUCUCAACUUUCCCAUUUAAAAUCACAUGAACGUAUACAUACAGGGGAGAAGCCAUACUCCUGCUCUGACUGUGGAAAAUGUUUUAAAACAUUAUAUGAGCUAAAAGUUCAUCAGAGAACACACACAGGAGAGAAGCCUUACGUCUGCUCUGACUGUGGAAAAUGCUUCACAACAUCAACUGAUCUAAAAGUUCAUCAGAGAACACACUCAGGAGAGAAGCCUUACGUCUGCUCUGACUGUGGAACUAGUUUCUCGCAACUUUCCCACUUAAAAUCACAUGAUCGUAUACAUACAGGGGAGAAGCCAUACUCCUGCGCUGACUGUGGAAAAUGCUUCAAAACAUCAACUGUGCUAACAGUUCAUCACAGAACACACACAGGAGAGAAGCCUUAUUACUGCUCUGACUGUGUAAAAUGCUUCACAACAUCAGCUAAGCUAAAACUUCAUCAGAGAACACACACAGGAGAAAAGCCUUACUCCUGUUCUGACUGUGGUGUGAGUUUCUCUCGGCUUGAUACCUUAAAAACACACCAACAGAUACAUAAAGGAGAGAAGCCAUACUCCUGCUCUGCCUGUGUAAAAUGCUUCAAAACAGCAACUGAGCUAAUAGUUCAUCAGGGAACACACGCAUGAGAGAUGCCGGCUUACGUCUGUUCUGACUUUUGGGUGAGUUUUUCUCACCAUAGCAACUUAACACACCAAUGUAUACACACAGGAGAGAAGCCUUACUCCUGCUCUGUGGAAUGGUGGGCGUGUAACUCAAACUUCUAGCCAAAGUUUGCGUGUUUGAAUCUCAUCAAGGAGGACUUUAGCAUUUUAGCUAAUUAGCAACUUUGCAACUACCUACUACUUUUAGCUAUUACUUAGCAUGUUAGCUUAGCAUGCAACUACUUAGCAUGUUAGCUAACCUUUCCCCGAAACCCAUUUAACUCUACCUUAAACCCCUCACCCCUAACCUAAGUAACGUUAGCAACAACAAAUUGGAAUUCGUAACAUAUCAUACAUUUUACAAGUUCGCAACAUAUUGUAUGAAUAGCAAUGCGUAAAAUAAAAUACGAAUUGUAAUUCGUAACAUACGAUACGUCCUACAAGUCGUAUUAUACUAAACAGCAAUUUACAGUUCGUAUAAGGAUAUCAGUCAAUUGAAAUAAAUGUGGCCCUAAUCUAUGGAUUUCACAUGACUGGGCAGGGGCUCGCCAUGGGUGGGACUUGGGAGCCAGGCCCAGCCAAUUAGCAUGAGUUUUCCCCCACAAAAGGUCUUUAUUACAGACAGAAAUACUACUCAGCCCCCCCCCCCCCCCCUCCCCUCUCCAGACAAUCCUGCAGGUGAAGAAGUCUUGGGCUGCCGUGGUUACAUGUGAUCUGCAGUUGUGAGGCCGGUUGGAUAUACUGCCAAAUUCUCUAAAAGGACGUUAGAGGUGACUUAUGGUAGAGAUAUAAAUAUUGAGUUCUCUGGCAACAGCUCUGGUGGAUAUUCCUGCAGUCAUCAUGACAAUUGCACAUUCCCUGAACUUGAGACAUCUGUGACAUUGUGUUGUGUGGCCUUUUAUUGUCCCCCAGCACAAGGUGCACCUGUGUAAUGAUAAUGCUGUUUUAUCAGCAUCUUGAUAUGCCACACCUGUCAGGUGGAUGGAUUAUCUUGACAAAGGCUGAAAUGCUCAUUAACAGGGAUAUAAACAAAGUUGUGCACAACAUUUGAGAGACAUUAGCUUUUUGUGCAUAUGGAACAUUGCUGGAUUUUUUUAUUUCAGCUCAUGAAACCAACACUUUAGAUGUUUGGUUUAUAUUGGUAGUCCAAUGUAAUGUAACCAAACAUACUAAAUGGAGUGGCACUGAUGCUUUUUGUAUAAUAUAAUAUGUUUUGCUCUGGGACCACGUUGUCCCUCUGCAGUAUUCUGUGGGAAAGAGCUAGUAUACACUCUUUUUAUUGAACCUUUAUUUAACUAGGCAAGUUAGUUAAGAACCAAUUCUUAUUUACAAUGAUGGCCUAGGAACAGUGGGUUAACUGCCUUGUUCAGAGGCAAAACAACAGAUUUUUACCUUGUCACCUCGGGGAUUUGAUCAAGCAACCUUUUGGUUACUGGCCCAAUGCUCUAACCACUAGGCUACCUUACGCCCCUAACAUGUAUCAGAUAGAGAUGGUGUGAUGAUCACUUUUCACCACUAGUUUGGGGGGAUUGUUUUACAACUUUAUUUAAUGAGACACAGUUUAUGAAAUGAAUACAUGUGUUUAUUAAUUUUCUUUAAAACUAGAUGAGUUAUUUUAGUUACUGAUCAUGAAUGUGUUUGGAUAACUGCAUUGAAGCAAACUUUAUUGAUCUGCUAAUGAAAAAUAAAGUUACAUGAAUAUGUA